Talaromyces stipitatus ATCC 10500 is the source of this 1071-nucleotide messenger RNA. RefSeq lists its product as uncharacterized. The record is from RefSeq and is a predicted model, not a curated record. The transcript is spliced from 4 exons. Bases 72 to 689 code for a protein of 205 amino acids. NCBI's taxonomy places the organism in Eukaryota, Fungi, Ascomycota, Eurotiomycetes, Eurotiales, Trichocomaceae. Gene Ontology annotation, molecular function: oxidoreductase activity.
AGGUAAUAUCUAAACAAGAACGUUGUCGUUGAAUGAAUGCCUAGAGCCCUAAAGGGAGCAACAUAGCAGCAAUGGCCACUAUUGACUCUGAUGACUCGGUCAAAGCGAAGAUCCAGUAUCUUGCCAGAGACGACCAGCACCAGCUGGUGAAACCAUAUCAUUUGUACCUCGACUACGACUACGACCUUGCUCCAACAAACACAACCGCCGAUGAUCAUUUUGUCCAGAUCCGUAAUGCUCGGAGUCUGGGCAUCCCGUCGAGAGACAUGUUCUUCGAGUGGGGGUUUGCUCAGCUGCGUCUCGAUUGUCCUUUGACCCCUGAGGAGUAUUGGUAUCGCAACAAAGUAGAAGAAAUCCUAUAUCCCAAAUACAAGUCGAUUGCCCAGUUUUUGUUCCCAAAUGCUGCGCGAGUUGAAGUCCUAGAGCACGCAAUUCGCAAACGUGACCCUCGUUGGAUGUCUGAGAAUCUAGAACGACACCAUCUCAAGACAAACCAACCGAGUGAUUAUGUGCACAUUGAUAUGACGGCCUCCUCGGCUACAAAAUGCGGUAUUAAGCAGUUCAACAUCCACCCCAAGGAUUAUUCAAGAUUCGUCGUUGUAAAGUAUAUAUAUAUAUCUGUCCCAGAUUCCCAGAAAACCAUGUCCAGGAGCUUACUUUCCAUUUCACCAGCCUAUGGAAGCCAAUAAGAGGGCCAUUAUAUGACUUUCCGCUCACGCUUUGCGACCGCCGUACAGUAGACUACGCAUCUCAGACCACUGCAAUGGAUGUCGUUAGUCGUAAUUUUGCUAACGAGAAUACUCGCAUCUACUUUGACGAGAAGCACGAAUGGUACUACUGGCACGGCUUGCAAGUCGACGAGGUAAUCGCCUUUGUACAGGCAGAUUCCGAAGCAGAGAACCGAGCAGGAGUUCCCCAUACGGCUUUUCGAGAUCCUCGGAAUAGUGACAACAAGCAGUUGCGAGAGAGUAUUGAAGCUAGAGUGUUUGUUUAUUUUGACUGAAUGUCGCGACUUCAAGUAGUCUAGUUAUAAGUAUUAGUAUAAAAAAAAUAACUAUUCAAGUUGAGUAG